Lucilia sericata (common green bottle fly) is the source of this 576-nucleotide messenger RNA. RefSeq lists its product as uncharacterized. Lineage: Eukaryota; Metazoa; Arthropoda; Insecta; Diptera; Calliphoridae. The coding region runs from base 1 to 576 and encodes 191 amino acids. The record is from RefSeq and is a predicted model, not a curated record. The transcript is spliced from 3 exons.
AUGAAAAUAAUAUCACAACAACAACAACAGCAACAAUUUAAUAACAGUAAUGAUAACAGCAACAACAACAAUACUAGUAACAGUAGAAAUAAUACCAGUAAUAGUAACAACAUCACAACUAGACAUACGUCACAAUUUAGUCAAUAUCAACAGCAGUUGCCAUCCACUAUAAAUAGUAAACCACAACAACAACAACAACAGCAGCCAUCACCAAAUAAUAAUUCCAAUAUUACAUUAACUAAACAGCAACAUGUUGCACAUACAAACUAUAUGAAUAUAGCUGCCAAUAAUGAUAGUUGUAGCAGCAGCAAUGACAACAACCAUAUGAUGCCACGCCACAAUAUAAAACAAUUUAUGCAAAACCACCUGAAUAUAAAUAACACCCACCAAAAUCUACAACAACAACAGCAACACCUUAACACACAUGUUAAAAAUUCAGCAGCAGUAGAAACUGCAGCUGUUGUCAGCAAUGUUGCUGCUGCUUUAACACCUUUAAGUGUUACAUCUAGUGGUGGUGGUAAUGCUAUUGGUAUGGACACUAUGUUUAUGUAUCAGCAACAAUUGAAACAAUUUUAA